Messenger RNA from Euleptes europaea (tarantolino), 1248 nucleotides. It is a transcript of the gene STAC2, whose product is annotated as SH3 and cysteine rich domain 2. The transcript has 12 exons. Gene Ontology annotation, biological process: positive regulation of protein localization to plasma membrane; positive regulation of voltage-gated calcium channel activity; skeletal muscle contraction. The record is from RefSeq and is a predicted model, not a curated record. The coding region runs from base 1 to 1248 and encodes 415 amino acids. Gene Ontology annotation, molecular function: protein binding. Gene Ontology annotation, cellular component: extrinsic component of cytoplasmic side of plasma membrane. Lineage: Eukaryota; Metazoa; Chordata; Lepidosauria; Squamata; Sphaerodactylidae.
AUGACGGAGAUCACCGAGAAGGAGAACGAGCCGCAGCACGGCCCCGAGGCGCAGCAGACGCCGGGCAGCGGCCCCAGCCUGCAGGAGACCAAGCUACAGCGUUUCAAGCGCUCGCUCUCACUCAAAACCAUCCUGCGGAGCAAAAGCGUUGAGAAUUUUUUCCUGCGUUCCAACAGCGAGUUCAAACUCCCCUCUGACGUGCUGCUCAGCCCCCCGGAUGCCGUACUGCCCCCAUCUCCGCCGCCAGCUCCUACGGAGGCAGACCAUUCUCCCAGGGCAACUCCCAGACCUCUGGUGCCCCUCAAGCCCAUGAAAACACACAGCUUCCAGGAGCACGUCUUCAAAAAACACAGCCCGUGUGAACUGUGCCACCAGCUCAUUGUAGGAAACUCGAAGCAAGGCCUGCGCUGCAAGACGUGCAAAGUUAGCGUGCAUCUGUGGUGUUCGGAAGAAGUUUCGCACCAGCAGUGCCCGGGCAAAACGCAGGCAACUGCCUUCCGACGCAAUCUGAGCUCUCCAAUGCUGGUACACGAGCCACAGCAACAGCCAGGAGCUACCAAGGAGUCACCCCCAGCAGCAGGCCCCAGUGGCAAAGUGGAUCCUAUUUACGAGACUUUGCGCUACGGCACGUCGCUGGCCCACUUGAAUCGUUCCAGUUUCAGCAGCACCUCGGAGUCCCCAACCAAGAGUCUGAACGAGAAAGAUGAAGUGACCGAGGACACAGAAGGUGGCAGGCAGAUGGCCGAGGAAAGUCAGGUUGAUAAUGUGUUCUCCACCCCAGCAGAGAGCGAAAGCACCACGUCGGAGGAAAAGAGCCCGGGGCAGCAGUCAGCUCGAGGCUCUGCUCGCAAGGAGGUCGCCCCCAUGUACUCAUACGUCGCCCUCUUCAAGUUUCUGCCUCAGGAGUACAACGACCUGCCCUUGAAGCCUGGAGAUCGAAUUAUGCUGGUGGAUGACUCCAAUGAGGACUGGUGGAAGGGGAAGAUGGGUGAUCGCUUGGGCUUCUUCCCCGCCAAUUUUGUGCAACGGGUUCGUCCUGGUGAGACAGUGUGGAGGAGCUGCAAGACUUUCUUUGGCAACAAGGAGCAGGGACAGCUGAGCCUGAAGGAAAACCAGAUCUGCGUUGGUGUGGGAAAGACCACCCAGAACGAGGGCUUCAUCAAGCGACUGACUCACCGCGUGACUGACCGCAACUUGGAUCGUUUCUCAGGGACUUUCCUCAGCCUGACACAAUUUGAACGGAGCUGA